Anopheles funestus (African malaria mosquito) is the source of this 13094-nucleotide messenger RNA. It is a transcript of the gene btv, whose product is annotated as cytoplasmic dynein 2 heavy chain 1. Gene Ontology annotation, cellular component: dynein complex. NCBI's taxonomy places the organism in Eukaryota, Metazoa, Arthropoda, Insecta, Diptera, Culicidae. The transcript has 15 exons. Bases 294 to 12890 code for a protein of 4198 amino acids. The record is from RefSeq and is a predicted model, not a curated record. Gene Ontology annotation, biological process: microtubule-based movement. Gene Ontology annotation, molecular function: minus-end-directed microtubule motor activity; ATP binding; dynein intermediate chain binding.
CCCCGGGAGACCGUCCCGUUUCCUUACAAUGCAACCACCUGUUGUUUGCGGCCCGGUCGCUGACGACCUCACAACCGUGUGUAAACAAAUUCCUCUCUUUCCGUCCUUGCUGUGUACUACUUCCGAAACUUCGUCCUGACCAACGUUCCUGACAUUGGUUUCCAUGACGAUGCGCCAGGGACAACAAAAACAGUUUUCUUCAAGGCAGCGGUCCGAGCUGGAACGUAAGGACGUUUCGUUCUCGAAAAAGUGUCCUUUUCUUAUUAAACUAAUGUACAAAUUAAAGAAAAAUUAUGUCCAAUCGGUACAAAUUUGUUUACAACGCGUGUGUUGAGUUCUUCGGUGUGACAACACUGGAGAAUGGUGACGUCAUCAAGGAGUUCCUUGACAACGAGGAUGUUACCGUGCUGGCAGCCGUAUCCGUCGAUGGCGAAGUGCUACUGCAAAACACUGUUCCGAUCGAGAACCAGUAUGGUUUGCUGUUUUACAAGAUACCGAACCUUGAUUUCAGUGGCCACACUGGAGCAGCCAAGAUUGGAUUACUCACGCUUGAAGGUGGAUUGGCCAAGUCUAUCUACAACUCACUGCAGCGCGUGUUUUCCCCCUACAUACUGAAGAAAUGUGAAUAUCCGGCGGAGAUUCGUACCUUGCUGCAGAAUCUUCACUCCAGUCUGGGACUAUCGUUGGGACUUACAGAGUCCGGGAUUCUUUCACUUCACGAUGAGGUUAGCUUUUGGAUGCACAAAACGAAAGCACUGCCGAUCAAGGCGGACCGGGAAGCGGCUCGAUCGUUUGCAACGAUUUUGGAGCGAAUUAGUCAACAGUUCGGCGACAAUGAGGCAAUGAGCUUGAAUAAGCUGGACGAAAUGAUCGACGUUUGUCAGUCUGCGCUGGACGAAAUAUGGCGCUUGCCAAAUCAUUAUCCACAAAACCGAAUGUGUAGCAUCUUUGAUAUGAUCUCCGUACGAGUCGUAAAUUCCUGUACGGAGCAUUUGACGGAGCUAGAUGUGUGGGAUGUUGGGACGGUUUCGUUGGAUGACGCGAUUGGUCAUGUGAAGGAAACACUCGAUUCUUGGAUACAAACAUUCGAUUCGUUGACCCGCUUGUUUUGGCCCAACUGUGAGCCUCACCCUUGGUUGGGAGAACCGUACCGAUCGAAGCUUUUGCUUAAAUUUCAAACCAGAUAUAAAGAGAUUUUAGAAAUACGUCACGUGAAAGAUCUGCUUUAUGCAUUGUUCUUUGAAAGUGAAAAAUAUUUCCCGCUAGCGAACGAAGUCGCUUUACCUUUUCAUGGAAUAAAUAUUUAUGAUCUAACACCGCUCGGGAACAAACGUUGGGAAACGGCAAAAGCCAAAAUGGAGCAUGCACUCGCCAAGAUUGAUGAAAGUGCGGCAUUCAUACUGCAGCAGAAAAUCCUCGAAACCAGCGGUAAUCCUCGCCACACGGUGAUGGUAUUUAAUCGUUACAAGGAAAUUCUAACCCGUCCGCUGAUCAUGGAAACGCUUGCCUCAGAACGCAAUCAAGUAUUUCGUGGCAUCGAUACGAUGAUACGUGAGCUGCGCGAAAUGCUUAACUCUACGAACUUUACUGAGAGCAACGUGACCCCGAUUGUCGCCGAAACGCGCUGCUAUAGGGUGGUAGAGGACGAACUGGUACAGCUUGAAUCGAUCGUUAGUGCCCUGUGUCGUGACCGGGAUGGACAAGCGGAAGCGCUGAAGCGAAUUACCGAGUUCAAGGAGGAAAUGCAGGCUCUCAUCCGAGGUAACUUUGAGACGUGGACAGAAAACUCUAUGAUGGCCAUACGGGAUGGAGUGUUGAGCUUGAGAGAAAACCAACCCGUCGUGGUGUUUGAUAAGUCGGACAAUCAGCUUAUGAAGGUAACGUUCGGACCGAAACUGGUCACCUUCAUCGAUGAGGCUCGCCAUUUGCAGAAUCUGGGAUUGAAGCACACGCCAGAAAUCCUUCGCAACGUUUCCCAUUCGAUGCGUUUUGUUGCACAUGCCCGGCGGCUGCAGCAAGUGGCCACCUUUCACAACACAAUUGGUGGCGUUAUGGUGCCGUGCAUAAGACCGAUUAUGUUAAAAAAUGCGAUCGAGUUUUCGAAACUUGUGAAAAGUGAGUCCGUUUCCUGGAGCGAGGAAGAAUCGGUGGAGCGUUACAUCGAAGCGUUACAGGAGGCGGUCAAGCGGUUGUUGAAAGACAACAAUCUACUUACUGGACAUCAUGAGCAAGCUCGCAAGGCUAUUCUGAAGCUAAUGGACACGGAUCUCAUCCGUCAGGCGAACGUGUGGAAGGAAGAGAUACGCAAUUUGCGCGAUAUCGUUGUGCACAUGGAACGUCAGGGAUAUGGCAAUUUAAACCCUUUCAAGCUGCAUUGGGACCACCAGCUGUAUAAAGUUCUUGAGUACCAGUACAUUGUAGGACUGCUGGAUGUACAUCAAAAGCUACCGGAAAUACACGUAGAUUUAAUAUUUCGUCAGCAACGGAUCCAAUUUCGACCUACGCUAGAAGAAAUUCGCUCGAAGUACUAUUCACAGGUGCGAAGAUUCAUAGAAAAACCCGUCAAUUUUAAGGGUCUUUCGGAUCAGAGUGGUGCGCUGUUUAGAGUUAUGAUUGAUCGAAACUAUCAGCACUUUGGCGUUAUAUACGAGAAGGCAGAAAUUGUGUUCCGUCAGUUGUUGGAAUUUCGCGAUAGCUGGUUACCAUUUGUGGCGCUAGGGAUGGUUGACUUGGAGCAGCUUUGUACGGUACACUGUACGAGUUGGCAGCAUUGGGAUAACAAUUUUCGUGCCUGCAAGCGCUUUAGUCAACAGCUGGCCAGAAUACAGGAACGCGAAAAGGAGAUCGAUUGUUUGAUCGUGAACUAUGCCCCUCUAUGUAGUGAUAUCGAAGCACUUAGCCGACGCUACUGGGAAGCGUUGGCUGGUAGCUUGCGAACGUCCAUUUUGGAUAGUAUUGCAGAGAUCCAAGAGUAUCUGGCGUACUCGUUCAAUGUGCUGCAAAACAUACCACAGGACGAAUUGGGAAUAGCUGAAUCGAGUGCAAAGUAUGAAAAGAUCAUUCACGAUCUACCCAAAAUGGGUGAGCUGAUGAAAUCUCUGCAAGGAAAGGAUUCAUGUUUAGCCGGCUGGUGUAAGGAACGGGUGUCCGCUUUGGGAGGCAUUCUGCUACAGUGGAACCAGCUGCAACCACUGAUUGAUAACCACCAGACGUUGCUGCAAGGUCGACUGGACAUUAUAAAGGAGAACAUUCUACGACAAAUCAAUGAACUAAACGAGGAGGCAGAAAAGUUCUCCAUCCGGUGGGAAUCAACUAUUCGAGAUUUGGAGACAAAUGAAAACGCCGACAUGUCACUGUUCCGUGAACGACAAAGCCAGUGGAAGCAGAUUCUCGGCAAACGAGAAUCAUUGAACAAACAAACGGAAAAAUUCAAUAUAACCGUUCCGAAGGAGUUUAACGAAAUCUUUGCCAAACUCGAGCAGGACAUUACGGAGCAAGGCAAAAAUUGGGAUAUUUUUAAUGAAUUCCUCAACGACUACGAUACUGUGGCGAACGAAGAAUGGACAAUCUAUCGUCGCCGGCCUCAUCUGUUGACGGAUUUUAUUGGCCGCUGGGAAAAGGCACCUGUCGGGCAACCGGUCAGUGUUGCGAGUGCACGCAUCAACAGCACGAUAGAGAGAUAUAAAGGCGCACUGCCUGUACUGACUACACUGCAGUCUGAUGCCUUGAUUGAGAAGCAUUGGGCAAAACUAUGCAUGAUGUUAGCGAUCGAUUCAAAGUCACAGCACGACCUUUGUCUGGGUGAUGUACUGGGUGCUAGUGACAGAUUGCUCGAUCAGGCUGUGGAUAUACAGGCUAUCGUACGCAGUGCAGCUUCCGAGCACGUUAUACGGCAGGCUAUUGUGGAGCUGGAACAGUGGAGUGCUACGGCCAUGUUGAAGCUGAUCGACUACACCGACUCGAAAGGAAAUACGAUGAAGCUCAUAAAAGACUAUGUGGAAACGCUCAACAAGAUAGGUGACAAUCAGUUUCUACUACAGUCUGCCAAGAAUUCGGCAUCAUUCGAGUCAUUUUCCGACCAAGCGGAUGUCUGGGAAGAAAAACUUAACAAUCUCGACUACAUCGUGACGCAUCUGAACCAGAUACAGAAACGAUGGAUCUACCUCGAGCCAAUCUUCGGCGUGGGAACGUUGAAGAAGGAAGAAGCCGUGUUUCGGAGCAUCGACAAAAACUUUCGCUACAUCAUGAAAGAAAUUGCAGACGAUCCGCGAGUUGUUUCGGUGAACAAGAUCAACAAUGUGCUGUCGAUCAUCGAAACGUUGCAGGGACAGAUCACGCGAUGUCAAAACGCAUUAAGUGCGUACAUCAAAUCGAAACGUAACGCUUUUUCGCGCUUUUACUUCCUGUCCGAUGAUGAUCUGCUGGAGCUGCUUGGACAGUCGUCCAAGGAGAGCAUAGUGCAGAAGCACAUUCGAAAGCUUUUUCCCGGCGUUUACCGUCUACUGUUGGAGGACAGCUCGACCAGGGUGAUGGGUUUUGCUAGCGAGGAAGGAGACGAACUUCAACUCGCUGAUCCUAUUACAAUCCAGGGGAUACCCGUCGAGGAUUGGUUAAACGUACUGGUGGAGAAGAUUAAGGACACGUUACGUACAUUACUCGUGCAGUGUUUGCAAGUGACUGAUUCCUUCGAUACCAGCACGAUCGAACGGUUUCCGAUGCAGAUCAUUUGUUUGGCCAAUUCAAUCGCGUUCACCAAACGAACAGAAAAAGCAAUUAUCGGGAUGCAGUUGGCAAAUCUUAAGCAGCACGUGCAGAAUGAAAUCUCAAAGUACUCGGCGCUGCUGCACCAAAGCGAAAGUCAGCUUACGGGCAUUAAGCUGCGAUCGUUACUAAUCGAUCUGGUGUACCAGCAGACCACGGUCGACUACCUGCUUGCACACAACGUGACAAACGUGAGUGACUGGUAUUGGUUGCAGCAGCUCAAGUUCUACGCCGAUCCCAAGGCAAACGUUACGGUACGCAUGGUGUAUGCCGAGUUCCGAUACUCGUACGAGUUUCUGGGCAAUUACAGCAAACUGGUGUACACUUCCUUGGCGCACAACUGUUAUUUGAUCUUAACGCAGGCCAUGCAGUUAGGGCUGGGUGGUAAUCCAUUCGGACCGGCCGGUACGGGAAAGACGGAGUGCGUUAAAUCGCUCGGUGCCAUGCUUGGUCGGUUAGUACUGGUGUUUAAUUGUGAUGAAAAUAUCGAUACGGCCGCGAUGGCUCUCAUUCUCUCCGGUUUGGCACGAUGCGGUGCCUGGGGAUGUUUCGAUGAGUUCAACCGUCUGCAGGAGGCAACACUGUCGUCCAUUUCAAUGCUGAUACAACCACUCCAGCGGGCUCUUAAAGACAAGCAAACGGAAGUCAUCAUGGGCGGCGAAACAAUUCCACUCGAUCAGCAUUGUUGCGUGUUUGUCACACUCAAUCCGGCUGGCGAAGAGUAUGGAGGUCGGCAGCAGCUUCCGCUUAAUCUGCAGGCACUGUUUCGCCCGAUUGCUAUGCAAGCUCCACGACCUCAGCAAAUCGCACGCGUCACACUGUUUGUGGAGGGCUUCAAACACGCGGAUCGACUCGGAGCUCAAAUAGUGGAACUGUUUGAGCUAUCGCACAAGAUUCUUUCCCGGCAAAGACACUACGACUGGGGUCUCAGAGAGCUUAAAGCCGUACUUUUGGCAUGUGGAGGAGCUCUCAAAUGUAUCGAUGGCGAGUCGCGGGAAUACACACAAGAGGCAGCAGUAGUGGUUAACGUUAUUCGGGCGAACUUGAUGUGUCGCCUAAUAAUAUCCGAUGCCAAGCGUUUCGAUGUGCUAUUAACUAACGUGUUUCCUGCAAUACCUAUUGCGACCAGUGCAAAUGUUGAUCUGCGAGCAAAAAUUGUGGAUGCCUUCUCUACAUUGGGCCAGCAGCAAAAUGAUCGUCAGGUGGAGAAAUGUUUGGAGCUUCAGGCACAGCUUCAGAAGCGUAUGGGAGUGGUCGUCAUAGGUCCUCCACAGUCGGGCAAAACGACCAUCAUCGCGCUGCUGAAGGAAGCAUUGAUUGCGCAGGGACAGAUUAUACGCAUCCAUACCAUCUCACCAAAAUCGAUGAACCGUGUGCAACUGCUCGGGAAGCUCGAUCCGGACACACGCCAAUGGACGGACGGUGUUUUAACGUCGAUGGCCGUUGCAGUUAACGCGGAAAGUCGCAAUGUGACGUCGUGGAUUAUCUGCGAUGGGGACGUCGAUCCGGAAUGGAUUGAGGCACUCAACUCGGUGCUGGACGAUAAUCGACUUCUGACGCUCCCCUCCGGUUGGCGCAUUCAGUUCGGUAGCAAUGUAAACUUCAUCUUUGAAACACACGAUCUUUCGACGGCAUCGCCAGCUACAAUUUCCCGCAUGGGUAUAAUCAAUCUGAAUGCAGAGGAUCUACCGUACCAGCUGAUUGUGUCUGGUUGGUUGGCAAGGCACUCGCAAGACGAUAUGCUAAAGUCGUACUUCGAUCAGCAUCUUUACCGAGCUAUCGAUUGGAUUGAAGAACAUCAGGAAAGACCGUCAGGUUAUUCACUGGGAAGUCUCGCACAGUCUGGCCUCGUUGCGAUCGAAAGCGCUAAAAACACGGAUCAAUUUUGUGCCGAUUUACUUUGCGGCUUGAAUGGAGUGCUUGACCAGCCGGCAAAGAAUGCACUCUCCAAUCAGGUAUAUGCUUGGGCAGACAUCGCGAUUACCGACGCUGCAGUGGCCGAGUAUCACUAUUACAACAGCUUCAGAGACAUGAUCGAGAUGUACAGUACGGAUGAUAUUACGGGGGCUACAAUUGAAAAUGGAAGCUAUAUCAAUGUACUUGUCAGGACUCCACUGAUGAAGUUGAAUAGUGACUUGCUUAAGCAUAUUAUUGCUUCUAAGGAACGGCACGUAACUCUGCUUGUCGGUCCAAGCGGUAAUGGGAAGAGUCUACUGCUGCAAACAGUCGUAAGCGAGUUUAGUGGCUAUCAGUUAGUAACGAUCAACUGCAGUGCCCAGCUAACCACGGCCAACAUUCUCUACACGCUCAAACAAAACUCACUGAUCGUAACAACAGUCAAAGGGAAGGAAUAUCGUCCAAACUUCUCCCGCAUUGUGCUGUACCUGAAGAACAUCGAUCUUUGCACGGUGGACUCUUGGGGUACUUGUGAAGUUGUGGAGUUACUGUUACAGCUCAUCAACCGCCACGGGUUCUACUCGGAUGGUGUCGAAUGGAUAAGUGUAAGCGGAGUGCAGGUGUGUGCCUCGGUGACGGAUCUCGAGAAAACGAUACUCUCUCCACGGUUUCUCUCCAUCUGCCGUUUGAUCCGCUUCGGACAACCAACCGAGCAGGACAUGGAAAGCAUCGUACGAAGUAUUUUGCUUCCCGUGUAUAACCAAUUGGUUAAGGGAUCUACACGGUUAAAGCUUCACGAGCUGGUACGUUCUAUCAUCAAUGUGUACAUAAGGAUCAACAAACAGUUUCGCCACAGCGAGACAACGCACUACCGUUUUACGCCAAAAAUGAUCGAGAAGUGGAUAUCGGGUUUGUUGUUCUACACGGAGGAAAACUUUGGCAAAGCUCUGCAGCACGAGUGCAGUCGUAUUUUUCGCGAUCGUCUCGUAUCGGAAAAUGAUCGUGACCAGUUUGAGGAAAUUAUUCGCGAAGAGUUCCAUCAGUUGGAACGGGUGGAACGAAGUGAGUUGUUUGUGCCAAAGGAAGGUGCUCAACGGCGAGGUGACAUGCACAUGAUAUCGUUCGAUCAGUGGCGCACUAUGAUUGACCAUAGUAUUGCUAUUUGUAAUGCAGAGAAUGUCCUGAUUGAUGUACCAAUGAGUAACGCUUUUUGCGAAACGACCGUAGCUAUUUGUCGAGCUUUAUCACGCCCUUGCGUGAACUUGGUUAUGGUUGGAAGAGCGGGAUCAGGCCGACUGAAAGCGCUGUACACGGCUUGUACAAUGCUCAACGUACGCGUAGCGUUUCCUCAGAUGUCGCGCCACUAUUCGAUGGGGGAGUUUAACAACGACCUUAAGAUAGUUAUGCAAAAUUGUGCACUCGAGAAUGAACCCGUUGCCUUCUUUUUGCACCAUGCCGUAGCCAGUUAUCUGCCGGAUGCAAUGAAAACCUGUGAAGCAAUACUAGCCGGUGGAGAUUUGGCGGACUUUUUCGGCGAUGAUUUAGAAAACAUUGCCGCACCAUUGAAACCUCAAGCAGCUUUGGAAUCGUUUCAGAUGUCACUGGGGGCGUACUUUAUUCAACGUUUACGAUCAAACUUCCAUCUGGUGGUGAUCUUAGAAUCGGGAUCGCCCACCGUACGAACGCUCUUUGAGAGCUACCCUGCAUUGCAUCAGAAAUCGGAAAUGAUAUGCAUACUGUCGGAAGCCGUAUCUAGUGCGGAAGCUUUGAGAAAUUACCUCGCGGUAAUUGGAGUCACUGGCGAUGCUUUACAACAAUCUAAACAGGAACCGAGCGUGAUCGUACCACUACCGGUGUACUUCAACGAUUUAAUUGUUUUGAAACUUUCCGAUUGGAGUGUUUGUCCGUUGCGGCGUAUUUAUUUAAUACGCACGUACUUCCAUCUGUACGGACAGGAGAAGACCCAGAAGGAACAGUAUAAAGCAAAGAUUCAGAUAGGUGUCGAUAAGCUUUCGGAAACGCAUCGCGUCGUGGAGCAGUUAAAGGCUGUGGCUGAAGAGAAACAGCAAGCUUUGGCGGAAAAGCGCAAACUAGCGAACCAAUCACUCGAUAUGAUCUCUAACACGAUGAGUUCGGCAAACGAUAAGAAAACGGAACUUCUUGAACUGCAGCGCCAGGCCCAGGAGAGCAGCGAGAAGCUUAUCGAACGGAAGCGGGCCAUUGAAGAGGAACUCAGCCUGGUGGAACCGACGUUGCGUGAGGCAAGUGCCGCUGUGGGUCAGAUCAAAACAGAGGCCUUAUCCGAGAUACGAUCACUACGCGCUCCGCCGGAAAUCGUUCGCGACAUUCUGGAAGGUGUGUUACGUCUGAUGGGCAUUCGGGAUACUUCCUGGAAUAGUAUGAAAACGUUUUUGGCCAAGCGUGGUGUUAAGGAGGACAUUCGUUCCCUGGAUCCAUCUCGUAUAAGUCCGGAAAAUUGUGCCUCCGUUGAGAAGCUGCUGCAGGCUAAAUCGGAAUCGUACGAGCAACGCAAUGCGAAGCGUGCUUCCGCGGCAGCAGCUCCACUGGCCGCGUGGGUUAUAGCGAACGUCAAGUACGCGAAGGUGAUGCAGAGCAUCAAACCACUCGAACGGGAACAAAAUCUGCUAAAGGAAAACCUUGACAAAGCCGAGUCGGACAUGCAAUCGUUGUCCAGUGGGCUGGAUAAUGUGAACGAUACCGUGCGUAGUCUGUCCGAGCAGCUAAACGUGUACACGCAAGAGGCAGCCAUGUUGGAGAUUAAAUUGGACGAAGCGAAAAAUACACUUCACACGGCAGAAAUAUUAGUUCAAAAUCUGAACAGCGAGUAUACAAGCUGGAGUAAGGAGCUGGACGAAUUGAACGAUGCAAUUGCACACCUAGAUGGAAGAUGUUUUAUGACUGCUCUAAAUAUAACCCACCUUUCGCAGAUGAGUCUCGACGAAAGAAAGGCCUGCAUGGCUAAGCUAGCCGAAGUAACAAAUACGCCAGCGUUCAAUUUAGAUGAACAAUUGAUCUCCAACCAAGACAAAAUUAUAUGGGAAAGUAUGGGUUUAAGUGCGGAUCAACAGUAUCGCGAAAAUGCCGCAAUGCUCGUAAAGUUCCUUUCGCUUUCGUACUUCUCUACGCCCAUUCCAUUGCUGAUCGAUCCAUCCGAAUAUGGGCAGCAGUGGUUGACCAACUAUCUGACGUACCUGAACCGCACGUUUGAGCUAACGAGCCAAGGUGCGGAACGAUUUGCUUACAGUUUGGAAUUAGCGGUACGGUUCGGCAAAAUAUUGAUCGUUAAAAAUGUGAAUGCCAUACAGGCACCAUUGCUUUCACUGUUCUGUACGGCCGUGCAGAGUCACUUCAACAAGAAGUUACUGCACGUUGGGAACAAAACGGUUGAUCUUCACGACGACUUUAAGCUAAUUCUGAUUACACAAAACGAAACACUAGCACUCGAUGAGGACUUGCGGGCACAGUUGAUGAUGCUAAAGUUUACUACCACCACGGCCGGACUGACGGAUGUGCUGACGUACAAAUGGGUACACAUAAAGCAGCCGGAAAUCGAACGAAAGCGCACCGAGCUGCUCCAGGAAGAGGGUAAACUUAUGAAGGAAAAGCUAAAUCUGCAAGAUAAGCUACUGCAGGAACUUUCGUCAGCUCAGGGCGAUAUACUGAAGAAUGAGCCGUUGCUCAACACGCUAAAUAGCAUCAAGGGUAGUGCGAGUGCUAUUGAAAAAUCGCUGGAAGAAUUUACGCAUGUUCGUGACACAAUAAUGGAGCACUACACGCAACGAACCACGCUCAGCGAGAUGGCCGCUCGGCUGUACAUGGGACUCCGCCGAUUCUAUUCAAUGAACGUAGGAAAAUAUGUCACAAUAUUCCUGAGUGUGAUUGAUAACGAUAAACACGCAGUUCAAGAUGAACUGUACAGAAUUCUGGUACGGAGAGUGUUCUCGCUGCUUAGUCGAAGCAUUCCUAAGGACGAACAGAUCAUCCUAGGAUUAAACGUAUGCAAACAAGCCUUUCCCGAUCUGCUUCCGGAGCGAGAAUGGGAAUCAUUUGUGCAUAACUUUACCAACGUUGACGCAUCGACCACCGAUGGGCAGUGUCCUCGAUGGAUACGGCCAGAGCUGGGCGGUAAAGUUCUAGCUCUGCAAACCUUACACCCGGAACUUUACGGGCGCCUUGAGUUGACAAAUGAAACGGCCUGGAAGAAGUACAUCGAAGCGGAUGAAGCUAUUGCCCCCGUGUCCUUAAGUGAGUUCCAACAGAUACUGAUCGCCCAAAUAUUAAGACCAGAUUUGCUCACAAAAACUAUUCAACGAUCGGUGCGGAACAUGCUGGGAGUGAAAAGUCUUUACAGCACACGACCGUCGAUCAAAAGCCUUGCAGAAGAGUCAACUUCGGCGGAACCGCUGCUGUUGGUUACGUCUUCUGGGAUGGAUCCUUCGGAAGAAAUUCGAGACCAUGCACGGCUAACUCCGGGCGUUGGUUUGACAAAGUACAAUGAGUUUUCGAUUGGUAAGGGACAAGAAAUGGAAGCACUGAAGUUAGUGAAGGAUGCGGCCAACACAGGUAGUUGGAUUUGCAUCAAAAACGUUCACACGGUACCACAAUUCUUGACCACCACGUUGGAUGAUGCACUCAAAACGGUGUCCCUGGCGGACGGAUUUCGGCUUUGGUUAACAUCGGAAACGGAUCGUGACAUUGGUGAAGCGUUUCAGAAGAAGUGCAACAAGGUACUGUAUGAACCGCCGGCUGGUUUGAAGCACAAGCUGAAACUACUGCUGGAACAACACUCGCAAAGCAUUGCUGCAAAAAAGCGAGAUUACAAAACGAUCAAACUGUACGUGGGACUCUUUCUGCUGCAUUCCAUCGUCCAAGAAAGACGAUCGUAUAUUCCUCAGGGAUGGAGUAAGCGGUAUGAUUUCUCAGACGCUGAUCUACGGACCGCCAUGGACAUGAUUCAGUACGUAGAAAAUGCUGCCACUGGAAGUACUCAAAAAAUUCCUUGGCCUUUGGUACAAGGCUUAAGCGAAAAGCUUAGCUACGGUGGCAGAAUAGACAACGAUCAAGAUUUCAACCGGUUGGAAUGUCUCAUAAGAGAAUUUAUCGAUGAAAAGAUUAUGACCAGCCGCUGGCAGCCGAUGUUUCUCAAUAUAAAUGUACCCAAUUCGAGUCACGUCGAGGAUUAUGUGAAAGCAUUUGACCAACUCCCGGAUACAGACAGUCCUACGCUUUACGGUAUUCCUGCCUCAACGAAUGCCUCGCGGGAUCUUAUAUUCUGUCGCAAUACGCUAAAAAUAUUGCGCUCACAGUAUUUCUCCUCCGGUACAGUCCAGAACUUUGACAAACGACUUCGGCCGAUUGUAAGUUUGUGGAACAAACUGGUCACUUCGUCGAACAGUUCUUCUUCCUCAGGAACUGUGGCGUCAAUUAUUGGCAAACUCAAUUCGCUCGUGGAACGUUCACGCGAUAGUACCGAGCCGUGGAUGAUUUUUAUCGUAUCAGAGCUGACGGUUGCUAGAAAUCUUUAUACCACGAUCAGCGAAAGUUUCCAAGCACUGAAAGUUGCCUUAAAAGAUGCUGGGCUUCUGAAUGCCAAGGAUCGCUCACUGUUGACGACAAUUUGUGAUAAUCUGGUGCCGAUCCAGUGGCGUCGUGUUUGGAGUGGACCGAAAACAGUCAUCGAAUACCUGAGAGCGGUUUCGUUCAAGAAAAACCAUACGGAGCGAAUGUAUGGAAUGUUACUCGAACGGGCUAGCAUUGAUCAAAUCGAUUUCAACCAUCUGUUCAACGUGGAAGCGAUGCUGACGGCACUGAAGCUGAGCAGAUCUAAACAGGCGGCCAUUUCUACCACAGAGCUAUCACUGUGCGCUACCUUUGGUGUUGGUGUAUCGGCAAAGAAGGGAAUAUUAGUUGCUUCACUUUUGAUUGAUGGAGGUACACUGAAGCAGAAUAAAUUAGCCAUUCAACAAUCAGCCCUACAUCAAGGACCGGAUGUUAAUGCGACAGGUGCGUUUGAGCUAAACUAUGAGCCGCGUGAAUCGACAACAAUAAGCAAAACAUCCACACGGGAUGAUGUGUUACCGGUGCCACUGUAUAACAACAUUUCGCGUGAUGUGCUGCUUUGUACGAUUACGAUGGAAGUUGCACCGGGUUUGAGCAAAACGCAACUCAUUUCGGCCGGUAUAGCGCUGAUAGUCCCUGAAAGUUAUCAGUAGGGAUAUCUUAAAACAUAAUAUUUUCUUCGCCUUUAAGUGGAAAGGAGGCUCUUUGCACGACAAGCUAGAUUAGUUCUUAAGGAUAGAAUAUGUACACAUUUAUUUCACUAUUAGUCUCGAUCUACCUACCAACGGGGUACGGGGUUUCUUCAUAGUUCAGUCGCACAAGAAACUGAGUAAUAAAGACUAACUUUUCACAUCCUC